AUGGUCAUCGCCCGCUCAGCCAGAAGGGCAUUCGACGUCAGAAAAGGGUAUUUUCCAAAAGCUGUUAUCACGAGAGCUCACUCAAAAAUUACAGGUAGGCAUAUGGAGACACAUUUUCCAUCUGUCCUGAUAUCUCCCAGGCCUUAUGUUGCAUAAAUCUCUCUUCCUGAAGUUGUGAGAAAUGGUAAGAACCAUCUGUAAUCUAUGGAUGUGCAGGCGUCUCCAUGCAACAACACCUCAGACCCUCUGUGCUAUGAGGAAGGAUCAGGCACAUUAGCUGUGAUCAUUAUCCCCACUCUCCUGGCUCUCAGCACAGUGGUUGUUGUGACCAGCAUACUGUGCAGUCUCUUCUGUAGAAGAAUAGCAACACCAGAGAGGACCUCCAUCCCUGCCCAUUACACAAAUUGUGCAGGUCAGGAGUGUGUGUCCACUAGCCCAGUGGAUCCAUGGGAGAUCCCAGGAGAAUGUACUCUGGAGGGGCUGGAGUUCUGGCAGCCUGGCCACUAUGGUCCUAUCUGCAGAGGCACAAUGAGAAGAAAGGAUAUACCCAGUGCUGUGGUGGUCAAGACACUCCGAGGUGGCAUAAAUCAGCCUGAGGCAAAGGAGUUUGUUGACUGGAUCCUUUUCCAUGGUAAAGUGUGUAAACACCAGAACCUGGUCCGGAUGCUGUACUGUCAGACACAGAGACUACCCAUGUACCUGGUACUGGAGGCCUGUAGUCCUGGCAACCUCCUGCACUACCUCUGGACCCUGAGAAAUAGUGAUUCGGAGUCCUUGAGUCCACUGCAACACUUUUCAGAGAGAUCAGUGUUUUUGGUGGCAAAGCAGGUGGCAGCAGGCCUGGACUAUCUGUUGUCAGAGCACAGGCUUGUACAUGGUAAUGUCGCUGCACAGAACGUCCUGAUUGGUCCAGGGUUCUCUGUGAGGGUGUCUGGAUUGGGCCUGGCCUUCGAGGUCCGCCAGCGCCAGACUGACAAACUGGCCAAUCGCAGGUGCCAGAAUGACAAGCUGGCCAAUCAGAGAACAGCUGAGGUCCCUCUCAAAUGGCAGGCUCCAGAGAGGAUAAUGAAGCACCCAACCACAGACAGGAGUGAUGUAUGGUCUUUUGGAAUAUUUCUGUAUGAAUUGAUCACAUUGGGCUCUCCCCCCUACCCUGAUCUGGAGCCGGAGUGUGUGUUCCUCCACCUACAGAAAUCAUACAGGAUGAAGAGGCCAGACAACUGUGGAGGGCCCUUGUAUGACCUGAUGAAGUACUGCUGGAUGUGGAGCUUCAAGGACCGGCCUGUGUUCUCCGCCAUCAUCAAGCUUCUGGGGUCUUACACAUACCUUGCUGGCACUACAGACAUCUACAUCCCAGAGGGCAUGGACAUCAUUGACUACAGCAAGAGGGCAGGUGUGCUGCCCUAAAUAUCUAGCCCAAGGCAUCACAUUCAUGAAUAAAGAGGCUAGCUAGAAGCAAGGAGUGAGUCCAUUACAAAGCAUGGCUGUAGUUGAUUUUAGGUUGAUGUGUACUGUACUGUGGUAUCAAAUGUGUUAUAAACUUUCAGAGAGAUUAUUUUAUGAUGCUGAGAUGAAAUUUUGUAAAUGGGUUAACAUAAGGGUGCAUGAGGGUGUGGAAGUAUUGUAUGGAGGAUGCAACCUAGCCUUAUUGUAAGAUUGCAUUUUUGGAUGAGUGUCCCUUUUAGCACAUAAAUGGAUGUCAGGAAAAAAGAAUCUGCCACUAUAAUGUUAUUGUCACGUCACAUUUUUGGCCCAUCACAAGUGAACAUAUUUUAAGAACUUGUACAAAUGUAAGAAGUGUUCUUAAUGUCAUAUUGUCCCCAGUGUCAUGAAACCAGGCAAGUCAUUAUAUCACCACUUUUUUAAUUGUCAAAACAUUUACAUAAUUUAAAAGAUAUAUUUUACUUGUUUUUAAUUGGGUGAGGAUAACUAUUGUGCCAUUAACGGUAGUAAUGAGACAUGUAGUAUUGUAGCCAUACAGUUAGUGCCCACAACGAGACUGUCUUGAAGUCACUGUGAUCACGCUAUGUAAAACUGUACUGCACACACUCCACUGUUGAUUUUCAUAACAUUGCUUAUCAUUGACCAUGAUGCCAACAAACAAGUAGUUUGGACCACAUGGAGGUGACAUUUAUAGUUUUACUGUCCUGUUGCUAUUGUCAGUCAGUCUCUAAAGACAAUUCAAAACAAA
Molecule: messenger RNA, 2191 nt
Organism: Coregonus clupeaformis (lake whitefish)
Lineage: Eukaryota; Metazoa; Chordata; Actinopteri; Salmoniformes; Salmonidae
Product: tyrosine-protein kinase STYK1
Exons: 10
Coding region: 205-1407 (400 amino acids)
Biological process (GO): positive regulation of kinase activity; cell surface receptor protein tyrosine kinase signaling pathway; protein phosphorylation
Cellular component (GO): signaling receptor complex
Molecular function (GO): ATP binding; transmembrane receptor protein tyrosine kinase activity
Source: RefSeq, a predicted model, not a curated record